AUGACAAAUCCCCAAAUCCCCUGUUAUCAAGUUAGCACCAGCUAUCAGCCCUCCUUCGCUCAGCAGCAGCACCCUCCCCUCCCCCCGCCAUCCCUAUCUAAGGUUACUGCCCUUCACAAUUCCAGACCCGAGCUCCGUUCUGGCGCCCUAAACACUCCGACUAAUUCUAUUUCGGACUGGUCCAGAUGGGAGGAGGUAACAUCGCCACAUGUACAAAUAACAGAAGCCAUUGCUGCACAUGCUUCUCAUGGUUUGUCUCACCAUGGUUCUUCAACAUCAGCGAACCCUGAGACCAGUUCAACAAGCUACAUAGAUUACGAUGAUUCGAAAAUUAAUAAAGAGCUUAACCUGAAAAAAGGAGUUAGAACCUUGGACUAUAUCUUAGGGAAGGCGAGCCACCAGAGCAGAGGAGCUGAGAAGCAUUAG
Molecule: messenger RNA, 426 nt
Organism: Nezara viridula (southern green stink bug)
Lineage: Eukaryota; Metazoa; Arthropoda; Insecta; Hemiptera; Pentatomidae
Source: the annotation of a GenBank genome assembly